Messenger RNA from Lethenteron reissneri (Far Eastern brook lamprey), 4218 nucleotides. RefSeq lists its product as uncharacterized. Lineage: Eukaryota; Metazoa; Chordata; Hyperoartia; Petromyzontiformes; Petromyzontidae. The record is from RefSeq and is a predicted model, not a curated record.
CCCCACCCCCAGUUCCUUAUCUGCUCCGUCAAGCAGUUUCCUGCACGUGUCCUGGGUGAGCAUUACGCCGCGAGUUGGCCCACUUUGCAACUAGCCGCGUUGGUUGCUCAACGUCGCGUGGUCGGAACAAUAGCGCGUGGUGACAGCAGCGGCAGCGGCAGGCGUGGAGACGCAGAAGAGCACGAGGGGAACGACGUUGAGGAUGUAAACACAGAACCGACGUCGGAACGUGGAUCAAGAACGGGGAGCAGUCGCACAAACCGCACACCCAUCGCGUCGUUCCGAGUCCAACGGCACCGAGAAGAUUAAUCGCAACGUGAUGCGUCAAAGCAACUGAAACUCGUGACAGGCACAGCAUAGCUGGGAAGAAGAAGAAGGUGGGGGGGGGGGGGGGGAGAGGAGAGGCGUUUAGAUUUUACAAAGCCUAACAGCCAGGGCGCAAACGCGAGCAUUUCCAGACGAGCGAGCGAGGGAAACAAAAUAAUAGUCUGAGAAGGAGAGGCCGAGACCCCAGUGGCACCUGCUGCUAUUGACGAGGAGGGAGGGCACCACAAGCCCGGCGCUGCUGAUAUCACCAACCAAUGCUGCAACUGAGACGACUAAAGCCCCCGCUGUCCAAGAGCCACGAGACCCACAGCUGGCAUGCGUUCAUAGCAAUCAUCAACGUUUGAGUGGGGGGGGGGGGGGGGGUAAAGUGGCAAUGUCUGACCAGCAACUAAAACAUUGGCGCUCAGAGUUUUUGACCGAGGUCGAGUCAUGGAUCCAGGAGCCGUUCAUCUCGGCGUGACGGGGACAGGCUGCCACCAUGCGAGACUCGACGUGCAGCCGCGACGAGGAGCUAUUGGAGAUCUGUGAAGAAGAGCUUCAUCGCUCAUCGGAUUUGUCCAGGAUAAAUGAUGAGUCUGAUGAUUCUGAGUCCCACCGAGGAUGUUUGUUUAGCGAUUCUCUUCGAGAACUGUUGAGAAGACGCUGCCAGAGUCUGUAGCGCGAGAAACUGCGGCUGAAGAACAGAAACUGAGAGCGUUUCUGACGGAGCCAGAUAUUUUGCUGCUGCUGCUUCUACUGCUGCUGCUGCUGCCCUGAACCCCCACGCCCUGGGAAGGUGGUGGACCUUUGGCGACUGGCGUCACCGGCAUAAAGGCGAAGUCCUGCCAGCAGCAUCACCCAUUAAUUCAGACGCCCGAUGCACAAGAGAUUAUGCAAUAAAGUCGCCGGGUCGUAUGAACUUUUUGUAGGUGUACGAUUUAUUUAAACAUAUAUGUGUGUGUGUGUGUGUUAAAGCGACGUUUUCUGGACCGUUCUUCAGUCUGGAAGAAGAUCACGUGCACUGCCGCGGGUGAAUGGCACCGUGGCUUUCCGAGGCGUUCGUUCCAUCCCUGUGCCUCUGUAGCCAUUGAGCCUGCAGGCUCACUGACCCGAGCCAGAACGCUCAACCACGCAACCUCCCGUGUGGUACCCGCGUGGAAGCCACUUAAAACCACCCACAGGCCUCUAUUAGACCUGCCUAUCCCUAUUAGACCGGCCCAUCUCCAUGAGAUUAGCCCACAUCUAUUAAACUUACCUACCCCUAAUAAAAGACCUACACAUCUCUAUUAGACCAGGUAUCCCAGUUGUCACCAUGGGCUGUCUAAGCUGCAAGCCGUCCACCGGGGCGGUCACGUCCAACGGGGCCGUGACCUCCUCGUCCACCGUCGUGACCCCGCCGUGCACAUCCGACUACGGCGCGGCCCUGAAGCCGGGCAGCUUGGACGCCGCGCCGCUGCUGGGAGGGACACGGAGGCCUUGCUCGGUGACGGGCAUCGCCGCCACGCGGGCCGACCCGGGGGGGCAGCCGGGGCCGCCGCCACCGCAACCUGCGCGGGCCGGCGUCGUGGCCAACGGGGGGCCUCGCUCCGUGGGGGGCUUGGGGCGCUGGGAGGCGCUCCACGGGGAGCUUAAGGUCCAGAACCGGGAGGACGUCUCGGCGGACGACUUCGUGCUGGAGGAGGUGCACGCCUCCAUCGAGGAGUGCCCCACGCGGCUCGAGGAGGACUCGGCGCUGGUGCUGCGCUACGUGACGCCGCACUUCACGGCGCGUGCGCGCGUGCGCGUGCCGCCCGUCCCGCGCGCCGCCGAGCAGUGGCACGUGGGCUGGAUCCAAGCGUGCACUCGGAUGACCUUCCACAACAUCUACGGAGACCUGGGCCUGUCGAGCUGGGAGCUGCCUCCGCUGCGCGACGGGCGAGUGCGCACGGUGAGCGACGCGGACGGCUCGCUCUACCCGUGGUACGGCAGCUCGGGCGAGGUCCUCACCGUCACAGGACCCACGCUCACCAACACCACCUUCUCGCUGGCCAUGAGCGACAACUUCUACCCGAGCGUCACCUGGGCCGUGCCCGUCUCGCUCGCCGCCACCGACGCCACCACGGGGUCGGCGCACAGAGAAGGAUCGUCCAGGGAGCAGCAGCAAGGGCCGCCGAGAGAGAGGCCCGUCACAGCACCGCCUCGGUGCGGCUCACGGCCUCCCACCACCACAACCACCGCCACAACCACCGACACCACCACCGACACCACCACCGACAGUGCCGACCCGGGAGGGGUCACGAGCAGCCAAAAAACGCCACGGACGCCGCCCAGCCGCGACCGUAGCUCGGCGCGGCCCGACGGUGCGACGCGCGAAGCCCCGCUCGACCGCAGCGGAGCCGAUGACAAGACCACGACGACGACGGCGGCGGCAUCGUCAUCGUCGUCGUCGUUCACGGAGUCCUCCACCCCCUGUCUGGUCUCGCCGGGCGAGCCGGCGCUCACCGUCGUGGUGCGCGACCAGAGCUUCGUGUCGUGGCUGGCGGCGCGCUGCGGCGGCGAUUCGGCGCGCCCCGUGGUGCUCGCCACCGUGUCGUGGCGCAUGCGGCUCCGCGUGGCCGUGGAGCCGGGGGCGCCGCUGGGCCAGCGCGCGCGCCUCCUGGGGCCGCCGCUGCAGGAGCCGCCCCGUGUGUGCCGCUACGGCGCGAAGGGCCGCGGGGAGGGCGGCGACAGUGGCGAUGCCAGCGGCGGGCCGAGCGUGGGGAACGGGCUGAACGGACUGAACGGGCUGGAGGAGGCCCUUCGGGGUCUCGCGGGAGUCGGCGAAGGUCGCGAGCGGUGGACGCGCGACGCCGCCGGCGCGCCGUGCCGCUGCGGUCUGGCCCCGUGGCUCCACGCGGUGCCCGACGAGGUGCUGGGCCCGCCCAACGCCAACGGGGCGCAGGUGCUCAUGUGGAGGCCGAGCGUGGGCGAGCCGCUGCUCGUCAUCCCGGCCAAACUCCAAAUGUGAACGCGGCGGUGACCGCGCGUUGCCUGCGUGCUGUCAUCCGGCAGCGGAGUCGCGGACAGCUGCUGCCCGUCACAGGAGACUAGGAACGCCAAGAUAAUGGAUUGCGUGAAAUCAGCCGGGGAGGAAAAUGUCGUCGUCUCUCGUGUGUCUGUCUUUUAUUCAUUGAAGAAGACGAGGAUUAUUUGGAUUCCAAGCUGCGUUUGCAAGUUGAUUGAAGGGCGGCCCCGAAUGCGAGUUUGUCGUCGCAUACGAUGGGAACCCCGGACGAUCCGUCGCUGGUUUCAAAAUUACGAAGAGUCUCGACACCUGGACUUGAAUCACGAGCCCGACACUAAUUCAAUGUGAGCUGCACAAUUUUUGUUUUGCUGUUUGCAGCACGGCGGUCAAGCGAGAGUUGCGUACGCGAGGGUUGGGGCAUUCGUGCGUCUCCGAUGAGAAUGUGGCGUUCGACUCCUCGUGUUCCGAAAGCCACUCAGAUGAGUGACCAACGCUUCUCGCUCGAGGGCGAACAAUUCGGGUGCCGGUGUUUUGGCACCACGCGCACACGUGCAGGACGUUUACAUGCGUUUCGCUCAGGCAAGAUGACUCUUCUUGCAAACAACGAAGUACUCCACUCAGCAAUGCGGCCUAUUUGAUAAUUUAUUUUGUGUGUGUACGCGUGCUUUAGUGCAAGCUGUAAGCCGACAGGGGCUGUACCAAAUAGUGGUGAUUUUUUUUUUCUCUUUCUUUUACAUUGACCUGUAAAAAUGCAAAAGGCCUAACUGUGAAUCGUGCUGUGGCAGACGCCGCCAAACAAACGGUGACGUACGUCUUCGCGAACGCUUAAGACGAUCCGCGAACAACAACAUCAACAACAUCAACAACAUCAACAAUUUCGAUUUAAAGCUUUUGUGACUGCAGGAAUUCAUCUUCUUGGUUCUUUCGGU